AUGAACAGCUCGUUUUCUAAUUUUAAUUACCUUCCCGAUUUAUUCGAUUUCGUGUCAAAGUUUUGGGUACUUUUGACGAUGUCAUUAUCAUACCUCACUCUUCCAUGUUAUAUAUAUAUAUAUGUGCACAAAACUAAUAGAAGAGAGUUUCCCACUAAUAAUAAAACAAUUUUACAAAAAGAUAAAAAUCGCUUAUUUCUGUUUUUUUAUGGUUAUUGUAAUAGGAUCUGUGAUUUUUCUAACUUUUUUCUCCAACAUUUUGUUAAACCCUUCUUUUGAAAAAUCCCAUAUUGUACUCAUAAUUAAAGCGUAAAAACUUGUAUCUUUUAAAUCUUUUAUACAGUAUCUUCCUUCUUUUUGGUGGCGCCGUGGUAACAAUUCAAUUUCUUGCUUUUAUAGUAACACUGCAGGUGUUUCAUAUUUUGAUAUUUCUGAUCGCCAUUCAAAACUUGUUGCGAUUUUUCUUUCCGUCAAGAUUUGCUUUAUUGCAAAACUCAACGGAUAGAUAUGUUAAACAGUUUUAUAUAUCAUAA
Molecule: messenger RNA, 533 nt
Organism: Caenorhabditis elegans
Lineage: Eukaryota; Metazoa; Nematoda; Chromadorea; Rhabditida; Rhabditidae
Source: the annotation of a RefSeq genome assembly